AUGAUUAGCAGCGACGGCGAGUCUCAGAGUGCGGAAACACCCGGUUUUGACCCCCUGCAGAAGCAGCCGGUGCCGGCUCUGGGGCCGUCCCAGAACCCGUCCCGGGCUGUGGCCCUGAGGCCCAAAUCUUCCCAGCGAGGCCUUGUACCAGAGGUGAUUCAACACCCAGAACCUUUUCUUCAGAAAGCAGCCUGUGCACCCCCAAUUCCAUCAGGUAGUCCAAACAAAGGUCUAGAGAAGUUGAUUGCAAAAUAUAAAGAGGGAGUCAUAAACCCAGUAUUUGCCUUGCAUCAGUUUGCACAAAUGCACCAUGUACACCUUGAACUGAAAGAAACUGCUGUGGCAGGUGAUAUCAUCGCAGGGUCUUAUUUUGCCUUUUGUGCUGUGGUGGAUGGUGUUCGCUUCAAGACUGGACUGGGAGUAAGCAAGAAGCAGUCUAAAAUAAAUGCAGCUAAAUUAGCUCUUGAUGAGCUGCUGGACUUGGAGUACACAGGGACAAAUGCUUCUGAAAAGUCAGGUGCCAUUUUGAAGUGUAUAUAUAAAAAAAUAACACAAACACUUGCAGAAGUAUUUAACAGCCUGACCUCCAAACAUCCUGAGUACCAAGGUUGUGGCAGUUCACUGGCUGCGUUCAUCAUUGAAAAAGGUGGAAAGCAUGAAGUUGUAGCUCUAGGAACAGGAGAAUGUAAUUACAGUCAGUGCUUUCAAACUUCUGGAAGAGUGUUGCAUGACAGCCAUGCUAUUGUUACUGCAAGACGUUCACUACUUAGGUACUUUUAUAGACAUCUUUUGCUGUUCUAUAAAGACAAUUCAGCAAGGAGAGAGAAAUCAAUAUUUUGCACAGCACCAGGCUCAAAGUUGCUUAUCCUAAAGCCAAAUACAACUAUCUUUCUCUACAUGAAUCAACUUCCAAAAGGAACUGCUCGGUUAAAACCACUGGUGUAUCUCAGUCCACAAUCUGUGUCUGCUUAUGAAGCUAAUGAAAAAUUGAGUCUCCAUGUUGCUGUAGAAGGCAAGAUUUACCUAACUGUUUGCUAUCCACCUAAAUCUUCUACAGUCAGCAGUAUGUCAGCUAGUGACAAGUUAACAAAAUGGGAAGUGGUUGGUGUGCAGGGAGCAUUGUUGAGUCACUUCAUUGAACCAGUGUAUAUCAACAGUAUUCUUGUAGGAAAUGGAAAUUGCAAGGAUGUAAGAGGACUAGAUAUAGCUACAAAGCAGCGUGUUGAUGAUGGACUUACGUCAAAGCUUCCCAUGCCUUAUGUGGUCAACAGAUCUCACACUUACUUGGUGAAUGCUGCACACCUAAUUCAAGUAGACUUUGAACAGGUGUCUCUUAGUUUGAAUUGGUCAUUGUCAGAUGCAUCACUGGAGGUUGUGGAUGGAUUAAAUGGAAAAACCAUUGAAAGUUCACCGUUCAGAAGUGGCAUUAACAUGGCAAGUCGCCUUUGCAAGGUGGCAAUGUUCAGUCGUUUCAGGAUGCUUGCAAAGGAAGCAGAAAGGAAUGAUUUGCUUCAAAUUGCAACAUAUCGUGAAGCUAAGCUUCAAUCUCAAUUAUACCAAGAAGCAAAAAACUUGCUGCAAAGCUACUUAGAGCGACAUAAUUAUGGAUCCUGGAUUGUGAAGUCUCCACAUAUCGAGCAGUUCAGCGACUGA
Molecule: messenger RNA, 1653 nt
Organism: Chaetura pelagica (chimney swift)
Lineage: Eukaryota; Metazoa; Chordata; Aves; Apodiformes; Apodidae
Gene: ADAD1
Product: adenosine deaminase domain containing 1 (testis-specific)
Exons: 11
Coding region: 1-1653 (550 amino acids)
Biological process (GO): adenosine to inosine editing; RNA processing
Cellular component (GO): cytoplasm; nucleolus
Molecular function (GO): double-stranded RNA adenosine deaminase activity; tRNA-specific adenosine deaminase activity; double-stranded RNA binding
Source: RefSeq, a predicted model, not a curated record